AUGCAAAAGUACGAGAAACAACUCUCGGAUCAUCAUUCUAGAAAUGGCGCAGAACUGAAUGAAAAUCAAGACGGACGUACACACGAGCUUGAAUCAAAGAUCAUUAAGCAUUCACAAAAGCUCUCGAAACAAUACGCCUCAAUUAACGAGUUGAAGAGUGGUGUGAAAGUGGCAGGCAAGAAGGACGUUGAUCAUUUAAGGGCAAGAAACAAAUUAGCGCCAGGCUAUUCUUGA
Messenger RNA from Meira miltonrushii, 234 nucleotides. RefSeq lists its product as uncharacterized. The record is from RefSeq and is a predicted model, not a curated record. Lineage: Eukaryota; Fungi; Basidiomycota; Exobasidiomycetes; Exobasidiales; Brachybasidiaceae. The coding region runs from base 1 to 234 and encodes 77 amino acids. The transcript has a single exon.